AUGUCAGGGAUACACUUUUUGGCUGGUAUUUGUACAGACGAUUAUGUUUUACUCGCCGCUGACCGUGCUUGUUUUGCCCAUGGAGCCAUCCUUGUUUCAGAUGAACAAGAUAAAAAAUUCAAAUUGGGAGACAAAUUGGUGAUGCUAUGCAUUGGAGAAGAUGGUGACGUUGAUCAGUUUGGCGAUUGGACGCAAAGGAAUAUCCAGCUGUACAAAAUUCGUUAUGGAUACGAAAUGAGCCCUCGGUCUUGUCAUCAUUGGAUCCGGAGAAGUAUUGCGAACUCUCUACGGACUGAAGAUUAUUAUACAGUAGACACAUUAAUUGGUGGUUAUGACGACUAUAAGAAAAAGGCAUUUUUGGGUUCAGUAGAUUACCUGGGGAAUGGUGUUGCAGAUCAACCGUAUUUGUUCCGAGGAUUCUGCGGGAGGUUUUGCUACGCAAUAUUGGACAGAGUUUACCGAAAUGAUAUGUCAGAAAAUGAAGGUCUCGAUGCUUUGAAGAAGUGCUUGGAAGAGUGUAAACGAAGAUUUAUAGCGAACCUUUCUUCGUACCAGGUAAUGAUAAUAGAUAAAAAUGGUUUCCGGCAGUUGGAAGACAUGAAGCUGUGA
This is a messenger RNA of Enterobius vermicularis (human pinworm), 609 nucleotides long. The record is from the annotation of a GenBank genome assembly. NCBI's taxonomy places the organism in Eukaryota, Metazoa, Nematoda, Chromadorea, Rhabditida, Oxyuridae.